UUUCAUUUUUGGUUAAAAAUAAACACUAAUAGAAAAUAUAAUAUAUUGUUUGAAUUUUGACUAGUAUUGCGUAAAAAUAGUAGUACUUGAUUUUAUCUAAAAUUCGUGUUUCUGAAAAAAAGUGAUUUAUCCAAUUUGGUAACGGAAUAUUGAUUCUGUAAAUCUUGACCAGUAUCGCUACCAAGACCAGACUUGCCCCACACACACUAUAAAUGUAUGGAAUACAUAUGGCUAAAUACUAUCGCAAACUUUGAAACUCUAAACCAACACGUGAAGAUGAAGAACGUUUCUCUCAAGCUUCCACUCUUGAUUUUCAUUUUGGUCAUCACAUCUAAUUUUGGAGCGGAGGCAAGAGAGUUAACUGAAGUUGAAGUUAUGGCCGGAAGUUCAAGUGACACUACCAUAGCCAAUACUCUGGAUCCAGCACAUCCACCCUGCCAGAGGGACAUCGAUUGUACCUUGAAAUGUCCCAAGGGAGGAUUCUGCAACGAUCCCCUUGGAUUAUGUGAUUGUUCGUGAUCAUUAUUCUAAAUCUAAUUUCCACUUUUAAAAGAAAAACGUAUUGCCAUAAAUUCUCUAGGCUUUUAACACACUCAUUUUGUAUUUCAAGUAAUAAAUCCUAUGCUUGAUAUUCAAUAUGCAAUCUUGAUUCGAUCCAAAUAAAACAAAACAGUUUUUUUCAAGGUUUACCACACUUGAGGCUUCCUCUCCUUGCCAGUGAUAAUCUUGACCUCGAAGAGACUGUUGCUUCAUCCUCUUCUCCUCCACUUUCUUCGCUGUCUAGAACAACAAUGGAUUCAGGCAUUGAUCCUUCUUCCAAGGCAGACUUCUUCUCAAACUCUCCUCCCCAACUUCUCACAUCUUGAUUCUGAUUCA
This is a messenger RNA of Brassica rapa (field mustard), 876 nucleotides long. Its product is annotated as putative defensin-like protein 257. The record is from RefSeq and is a predicted model, not a curated record. NCBI's taxonomy places the organism in Eukaryota, Viridiplantae, Streptophyta, Magnoliopsida, Brassicales, Brassicaceae.